Molecule: messenger RNA, 1397 nt
Organism: Manduca sexta (tobacco hornworm)
Lineage: Eukaryota; Metazoa; Arthropoda; Insecta; Lepidoptera; Sphingidae
Gene: asrij
Product: OCIA domain-containing protein 1
Exons: 6
Coding region: 202-1008 (268 amino acids)
Cellular component (GO): endosome
Source: RefSeq, a predicted model, not a curated record
UAGUCUCUUUGGGCAUUGAACAAUAACAUCAGGGAGAAACAAACGUGAAACGUUUUGACUUUGUCAAUGGCUAAAAUAUAAAGCUAAGUAUUUGACAAUGCAAAAAUUCUUGUGAAUUCCAACCAAAAAAAUAUAUAAUAAUGUGAGGCUAGCCUGUCUUUUCCGUAGCGCAAUGAAGUGACACCGUUUAACUUCAACGUAAUGAGUGGGAAAAACCAAAAGGAUGAGGUCAAAAGCAAAGAGGAGGAGUGUGGCUGCUACGCGCAGUCACGUACUAUGAAAGCAUGCCCUCCCAUCCGCAACGUGACGCAUCCUCUACGUUACUAUGAGUUUACACAAGAUGAAAUAAAAGCGCUCGAGGAAUGUGACAAGGAGAGUUUCUACCAGAGAUGCCUGCCGUUUAGCACAAUGUUCGCCACUGUCACGUACGCAGCUAUCAGAUAUGGGCACCUGAAGCCGAACCCUCGCUUCGGUGCGUUCCCGAAGGUGUCUUUGGCGGUGGUGGUGGGCUACUUCCUCGGCAAACUGUCGUAUCAGCAGGCGUGCGCCGAGAAGCUGAUGGCGCUGCCCGGCAGCUACAUCGGACAGCUGCUUCGCGAAAGGAGAGACGGCAAGAUCGGCAGCACGUCGCUGCAGCCGCAGGCGCCGUCGAUGUUCGGCGCGAGCCCGAGCGACAUCUACUCGGACGCGGGCCCCGGCAGCUCGCUCGACCUGGACACGGACAGGCCGCUCUUCAGCGACGACACCUACCGGCCAGACUCCGACGGAGGAGGCGGCGCGGCGGCGGGGCUCGGUGAGGCGGCGCCUGCGCAACCCGCGCUUUCCUAUGAGGACCUGCGGCGCAAGAACAGAGGCGCAUACACGGACUCCAAACAGGACCCCUACAGAGUGGAGCCGAGCGGCGCGCCGACGUCGUCCAGUUCGCGCAUGCGCGCGUCGCCGCCCCCGCCUGCGACUGCGCCUGCGCCCGCGCCCGCCACCAACAAGUACGGCGACGCGAUGGAGUAGACCGGCUGGAGAUUAACCGUCUAUUAAAGAUAACUUCAUUACCAGAUCGCCCAAGAGAAUUAAAAUAAAACUUAAACUGUAGAGGAUAUAGAAGGAUUCUAAUAUUUGUACAGGAUCGCUCGGAAUUCCUACUUUCGCAGCUUUAUAGAACAAUAUAAAUUUCACUAUUUGCUUUACAGCUUUAAGUCAAUUUUUGAAUACCCUAGUGUGAUCUGGCAGGUGCGAUGUAAGAACUUGUACGUGUCUUGGCGGGCGCUAGCAUGAAUCCCUGUACAUAUGAACCCCGCAAAGGUUACGCCAGCGCCCUCCACGGCCGCAUCAAGUUGUCGGUCACUGAUGUGUUCAAAUGUAACAAACUAUUGGAAUAAAGUAGAAAACAGAAUCACGCA